AAGGGCCAGUGAGUGACCUGCGCUCCGGGCGCUGUAUCCUGGCUGCGGAAGGAUGGCGGGGGCCGCAUGCUGCUUCUCGGACGAGCAGUUCCGGGAGGCUUGUGCUGAACUCCAGAAACCGGCGCUGACCGGGGCCGAUUGGCAGCUCCUGGUAGAGGCCUCAGGCAUAACCAUCUACCGGCUGCUGGACCAGCCAAGUGGACUUUAUGAGUAUAAGGUGUUCGGUGUCCUGGAAGGCUGCUCGCCGGCUCUCCUCGCAGAUGUUUACAUGGACUUAGACUACAGAAAACAAUGGGACCAGUAUGUGAAAGAACUCUACGAGAAGGAGAGUGAUGAACAGAUGGUGGCAUACUGGGAAGUGAAGUACCCUUUCCCGCUGUCCAACAGAGAUUACGUCUACACCCGCCAGCGCCGAGACCUGGAUGUGGACGGGAGGAAGAUCUACGUGGUCCUGGCCCAGAGUAUCUCGGCACCUCAGUUUCCCGAGAAGUCUGGGGUCAUCCGAGUGAAACAGUACAAACAGAGCCUGGCGAUCGAGAGUGACGGCAAGAAGGGGAGCAGAGUUUUCAUGUACUACUUUGAUAACCCGGGUGGCCAAAUUCCGUCCUGGCUCAUUAACUGGGCAGCCAAGAAUGGAGUUCCAAACUUUUUGAAGGACAUGGUGAAAGCGUGUCAGAACUACCACAAGAAAACCUAAGGAGGGGACUGGGACUCCGUCAUCCAUGAAGGACAUCUCUGGCUGUGCUACACCACCUGAGGCUCGCCCUUCCAUUCAUACUUCCCAUCUUCAAAGCGCUACUCAUUCCCAAGCAACCUUGCCUCUGGCCAGCUCCAUCGGCUCCAUUGCUGCCUUCUUUCCCAAUGGUCAUACUCAGAGCCUGUUACCUUCUUCCACUAUUGAAUGGGGCCCAUGCUUGUUUAUGUUUCAUUAGGGAAAUCCUUAGUGGGGGGAAAAGGCGCCAUUCUGUUGUGCCAUUUGGGGGGGAAUGGGUGAAAGGAGGAAGGACGACAAGCUAUAGAAGCAGCCCUUCUUGGAAAGCAGGCUCACUUCAGGACUCUCUCUUGCACCCAGAAGUGGUCUUUAGCCCACAGUUGACCUUCCAUGUUCGAAUACUGGAGAUAGAGUGAUGUCUGUUCUCUUGAUGCCUCGCUGAUUCGGAUAGGCUGGGGUUUGGGGUGACAAGCAAGUGGGGCUGUGUUUCCCCCUUGGGCGGCAUUAGUAGCUACUAUGAUAUCAGACUCCUCUGAGGGGUGUCCCAGCACUAACGGAGCAUAUGUUGAGAUGACCAAGGCUUCCUAAUUGCCCACAUCUGGAUUUUUCCUUUCCCAUCCACUGAGAAAUAGCUGCCUCUACCUCUCGAGCUGUGCAUUUGACUGCAAGCCUCAGGCUUCAAAGAUGGCUUGCGCAUAGCCCAAUGAUAGUGUCUUCCUAUGUACUAAGGUGACUUUCCAUUCUAGACUGUUUGGAGAUGUUGAAGGGACAGUAAUGGUUUACAAUGGAGUGAAAUGGAAGUAGUGAUUUGAUGUGCUCUUUGCCCCCCCCCACCCCCACAAGGUUUCUCUGUGUAGCCCUGGCUGUCCUGGAACUCAUUCUAUAGACCAGGUUAGCCUCGAACUCAGAAAUCCACCUGCCUCUGCCUCUCGAGUGCUGGGAUUAAAGGCGUGUACCACCACUGCCCGGCACUUCGCCUUUUUCUUAGGAAUUCUACCUCUUCAAAACAGGAACUCAGAACCCUGCGUUUGAUCCUCGAUGUUAGUAGGAAAAUACAUUCUGUAGCCAAGACACAGCCUUAAUGAUCUCAGGGGAAAAUUGUAACCACUGUGUGCAAACCUUGAUUAACGAACAUGGACACUCAGGAUGCAAAGGCAGAAGAAAGGGAUUGUUUAAGUGGGAUUCCUUAAAGUGUACGUUCUUUUCUGGGAAGAAAGUUGUGUUCUGUGAAUAAACGCAGUGACUUAGGCUUCUCUGUGUGCUGUCUCCCUCUUACCUUUCUUUGUGGAAGAAGGAAUUAGUUAUGUUGCCUCUUCUGUUUGCAGGGACACCUGGCCCAGCUCAAGACUAGAAAGAAGGGAAGAAAGAAAGGAAGAGGGGGAAGGAGGAAGGGAGGGACAGACAGACAGACAGACAAACAGAAAAUUUGUGGCUGGAGAGAUGGCUCAGCUGUUUAUAACACUGAGUGUUCUUUCAGGGGACACUGGUUCACGUUUAGAUUGCCAACACACAAGUGGCAACUCAUCUCCUUCUAUGUAAUUUCAGUUUCAGGGCAUGUGACACCCUCUUCUGGCUUCCACAGAUAACUGCAUGCAAAUCAUGCCCUUAUGGACAUGCAGGCAAAACACCCAUUAAAUUUAAAUGCAUCUUUUUUAAGAAGAGAGAAUUUACAGCUCACUUACAUUCAAGGUCACGUACAACUUCUGGAAGGAACCAGUAGAGUGCUUGGUUACAUUUAAAAUUCAGCUUUGUUCUUCAAUUUCUCUAAAUUUGAUGAUAGGGUUGGUACUAAUAGCAGUAAAAAGGCUCAUGCCAAGCAGGGUAGAAAGGAAGGAAAGAAGGAAGAGAGGGCAGGAGGGAGGAAGGGAAGAAGGAAGAUUUCUUGUCAAUGAACACAGCUUCUCUCUAAUUUUAACUUUCCCUGUGGCAUACGCCUAUUGAUCCCGGGAAUAAGAUUAUACAAGUAAACGAAUGCUUCGUAAAAUUGUCAUUAAAACGCCAUUAGCAAUAAGUGUCUGGUAUUUGAUUUUCGAAAUAUGGGAACUCAUUGUCAUAUAUCGUGAGUGUAAGUUAAUCCCUGAGCAGUCUCCUUGAGAUGUAAACAAAGAUCAAAGCUUUUGAACAGGAUCGAC
Mus musculus (house mouse) is the source of this 2844-nucleotide messenger RNA. It is a transcript of the gene Pctp, whose product is annotated as phosphatidylcholine transfer protein. NCBI's taxonomy places the organism in Eukaryota, Metazoa, Chordata, Mammalia, Rodentia, Muridae. The record is from RefSeq and is marked validated. The transcript has 6 exons. The coding region runs from base 53 to 697 and encodes 214 amino acids. Gene Ontology annotation, cellular component: cytosol. Gene Ontology annotation, biological process: lipid translocation; lipid metabolic process. Gene Ontology annotation, molecular function: lipid binding.